This is a messenger RNA of Lotus japonicus, 788 nucleotides long. RefSeq lists its product as uncharacterized. Gene Ontology annotation, cellular component: ribosome. Lineage: Eukaryota; Viridiplantae; Streptophyta; Magnoliopsida; Fabales; Fabaceae. Gene Ontology annotation, molecular function: 5S rRNA binding; structural constituent of ribosome. The transcript has 3 exons. The record is from RefSeq and is a predicted model, not a curated record. Gene Ontology annotation, biological process: translation. Bases 224 to 568 code for a protein of 114 amino acids.
AGGAUAACAAUGGGCUAAGCCAAUUAUGAAGAGGCCCAUAUUCUGAGGACUAAACCAUAAAAUGAUAUAUUCAACCUGGGCCGAUCCAUCUCUCGCAGUCGCAGCAGCAGCGUAGGAAGAGUGAAGCCUCAGAGUAUUAGGGGACCUGGUAUUGAGAGUACGAGGAACAAGAGUAUUCCCACUACACACUUAUCAGCAACUCAGAUUAUAUGCAAAAUCAGAUAUGGUUAUCCCACCUCCAGUGAGGCCUCCCAGGAUUAUAGAUUUUCUCAAACCUUAUGUUCUGAGGAUGCAUUUUACCAACAAGUAUGUGAGUGCUCAGGUGAUUCACACCCCAACUGCCACUGUUGCCUCUUCUGCAAGCUCACAGGAGAAAGCCUUGAGAUCAAGCUUGGAAACUAAACGCGACGUGGCUGCAGCUGCAAAGAUUGGGAAGAUACUAGCGGAACGACUUUUGCUGAAGGAGAUUCCUGCCGUUUCUGUUCACUUGAAGAGAGAACAGAAGUAUCAUGGCAAGGUUAAAGCGGUUAUUGAUUCUUUGAGGGAAGCUGGUGUUAAGCUGCUUUGAGUUAUGGUCGUGCAUGUUGAGUUUGUACCUAAAAGAGAUAAUCCUUGGAAAACUUAUCUACUUGGGAACCAAAAUGAUUGCUUUUGUAUCAAGGUGCUCAUUUUUUCUUUAUCUGAUCUUAAGUUUUCAUCAAAGCAAGAAGUUGCUCAAUGAGCAUAUUUCCUUGAGAUCAAUUUAACAACAUUAACCAGAAAUAAGAUGAUUGUUGUUGGUUGCUUAA